Messenger RNA from Besnoitia besnoiti, 1494 nucleotides. RefSeq lists its product as uncharacterized. The transcript is spliced from 4 exons. Bases 1 to 1494 code for a protein of 497 amino acids. NCBI's taxonomy places the organism in Eukaryota, Apicomplexa, Conoidasida, Eucoccidiorida, Sarcocystidae. The record is from RefSeq and is a predicted model, not a curated record.
AUGAUGCGGCCGCCUGUGUCCCGUGGGUCCUGUGAGCCCUCACAGGCACACCACCUCACCCGGAUCCCGCAGCCGCUCUUUUUCCUUUUUCUUGUCGCGCUUCUCCUCUCUACACAUCCCCUCACGCCGGCAGCGGCGUUUCGUUCUUCCCCGAUUGCUUCCGCAGCCAUAGACGCUCAUAUCGAGCUGCCUGAUGGACAAGCGAUUGACAUUCAGCACGCAACCGCCUCCGCCCCGCCCGUGGCUGCGCUCGAUGACACCCUCCCUUCCUCUCGCGAAACCGCAGAGCGCGUGAGUCCAUCCUCCAGUUCUCGAAGCUCCUCAGGUAUGCAUCUGCCUCUUGCGGAGAUGCCUUCCGUGGAAGUCGACGCAGAGAACGUGGACGCUGCGCUCGCCGGUGCCCAGGCAGCUGGCGUCGAGACCCUAGGCGUCGAGGCAGUUUCAGCGGAGACUGUGGAUUCCUCUUUGAAUCAUAGUUUCGCUGCACCUGAAGGAGGGUCUGGUGGCUCGCAGGCCGCGAAGACCGGCUCUGCGUCUCAGAUCGAGGCGGCGGACGCGUCGCCGAGCUCGUUGACCCCUGCGACGGCGGAGGCGCUGGGUGCGGCCGGUGCGUCUGAUUCGUCCUUCUCAGCUUCGCAGCGCGCGCCAGUUGACGGCGGCGAAUCUCCGGCUGGAACGAGUGGAAACGCACGCGCGCAGUCCUUCCGGAGAGCCCAUGUCGGCAGGGACUCAGCGGCAGACACAAGCGGCGUGCCGGGGGAGACGAUGGAGACUGCGGAGGCUGCCGCCGCGGACGCGAACAGUGCAGAGGAGGGGAUCCAAGAGGACAGCGUGAGCGCCGAAUCGCCGCCGUUGGCGCCUGCGUUUGGGCAGCAAGAGGCUCGCGAUGGAAUCUUGGCAGAUGCAGCCGCGACCGGGAGAGAAGAAGACGCCAGACGUGAAGGAAAAGCGGCUGGCGAAGCGGCAAACGGCGAACCUGACUUGUCGGCCUCCGUCGAGGACGACACCCGCCCGUUCAGUUUGUUGUUCCUGGCCAUUGUCGCAGACCUCGUCGCCAUGGCACUCCUCCUCACCAGCAUUCCUGUCGUUCUCAGCGUGAGGCUUGCGAAGGAUUAUUCGCAGUUCGCGGUUCGCGGAACACCAACGCGUGCCUCUCAACAGACUGACCGGAAUCCAGAUGCACAGUGUUCUAUCCCUGAGCCAGCGGCCUCAGGUGUGCGCCAGGCGCAGCCUCAGUCUCGUGGCAAGCCUCGCUCUGCCCUCAAUUGUCGGAACGGGGGAGAAGGGCGCUGGACACCUGUCAGUUCUGCGCGGAGGGUUUGUCCGCAGGCGCGAGGGAGAGGCUGGAAGUUCUGGAAGGCAGAGGAAAUGACUUCGUUCGAAGCGCCAACGUACGCGGAUGGGGGAAUCGCUUCUUUCGACGAGUUCUCUCCAGCGCCCAGUGGAGCAGGCAGCGGCGAUCGCGCGCGGUCGCACUAUUACCGUUACUCAUGA